GUCUUUAUUAUAUCUAUGCAGUCUUGAUGAGGCCUAGAUGGUUACUCACAACAUUUACAAUAUAACGGUAUACAAAAAUACUUUUUUUUUUAGUAUUAACAGUGUUCACCUUCUGAUCAAAUUCAGAUGAAAAUGUAAAACUGCCUUAACGUGGUUUUGGGAUAAAUAGUCUUUUAGAGUUUUUACAAAAGUACAGAUAUGCAUGGGGGGGGAAAUCCGUUAUGUGUGUUCCGGUUUCUGUGCAAAGGUUGAUGCGGGGCGUCGUUUGAACGCUAGUAACCUCAGUCGAUUCACCGAAAAUAACCCGAGCACUGCAGCAUCAGCACCAGCGCAUGCGCAUCUGCGCUCUUUAAAGGCACAGCGCCUGUAUAUUUACGUCAAUGAGCAUAAGAUGCUGAACUUUGUGAGUGUACAAUUUUUAUUUACAACCUACCGGACUAAUUUUACAUUUUGUGUUUGUUUGUUUGUUUUUACUUUCUAUACUGGUUUACAUUAUUUCGACAUUGCAUUAGACAUUUUGACCAAUUGUGUUAGUAUUGUAGAGAAAUUACAAUAUGUGGCAAAUGACUUUGCAACAAGGUACACAUUCCACUAGAAAUGCACUUUUGUCCCACACUUUUACUACGUGGUGCCAUCCAGAUUCAUAUAUUCUUAUAUUUAAUGUACAAUUAUACAAAUAAAAACCACGCAUGUAAGCAUGUAUCUGUGCCCUGGAGCACAUGUCCAUCACAUGUCAAGGACAUACGUGAUCAUUUCAUAGGGCGCAGUCACCUGGGUAAAUACCUAGCUGAAACUUGAUGGCAUGUCAGACGAGCAGAGGCACAUGAUGGAGCAUCCUGGACAGCCGCGGGGAAACUCGAGAUCCCCACCUGUCCCGUGACCGCAUGUGGCACAGCGCCAACCCGCCCUGCGAGCUUUCUGCAGAGAUGACUUCUCCUCCAAACCCCCACCCCACCCACACGCAUGCUUCCAUCCCUUUCUAUACCACCUCGCCGCCAGGCCUGAGCGCAAACAGUUUUUAAACCGGGCCUGCACAUCUGGAUUUUUUUCCCCCCACAUCUGCACUCAUUCAACACGAGGGGAUCGUUUUUCAUCCUGCUCUGAUCUGUGGCGUAUUCUGGUGUCAGGUUUGAGGAGAGAGGAGCCGAUCGGCCACUGAUCUCCCGCAGCAAUUGGACUGCUGCGGUACCGAUCCGGUGUGGAUGCUGAUGCGGGAAACGGAAGUGAACGCGCCUGUCCUUAGGCAGACUUGUUUACUGAAGUGAAGAUUGAAAUGACUGAUUGCCUUCCCGUCAGCUGACCGGAAUGUAACUUCUUCUCUGAUUAUUGACUGUUCUGUCGAUGCAUCCUUUUCAACCUUCAUGAUUGUCAUGCAUGUUUUGGUCUCGGGCGAUUCGAGAUGCCGGAUGGAUCUGAUUCCUACAGGAAAGUAGCCGGACGUGUUGCGGACUCUUUGUGCUCUGUGCGGAAUCCUCUGUGAUCUAUUCGGGCAUGUCAGGAUCACACGGAUAUCUGUGUAAAUAAAUAAGAGCAUUAGCCUGCUGCAGACGUACCACUUCAUCUUUUUUCACCAAAAAAAAAAACUGAAGCAGAGUGAGCACAACCAUGGCAGGGUGGUAAUGGAAGGCCAGUCAAUCGCUAAAGACCCCUGCUCCAACACCCCACCCCGACCCCUCACCUCCUCUUCAAUUGCUGCUAUGGCUGAAAAGCCAGAGCAAGGGACGGUCUCCAUCCAAAUGAAAGAGACAGGAGGAGCACCUCCGGAUGCAGCCAUGUUGACCCACUUGAAGAAAGUGGAGAACCACAUCACAGAGGCACAGAGGUUCUCACACCUACCACGGCGCUCGGCUGUAGACCUGGAGUUCACCGAGCUUUCCUACACUAUUCAUGAGGGCCCAUGCUGGAGGAGGAGAGGUUGCAAGGCUCUUCUAAAGUGUUUGUCAGGGAAGUUUUGCAACCGAGAGCUUAUUGGAAUUAUGGGGCCUUCUGGGGCUGGCAAGUCCACCCUCAUGAAUAUUCUUGCUGGAUACAGAGAGACUGGCAUGGAGGGUCAAAUCCUGGUAAACGGGAGGCCACGUGACCUUCGCACCUUCAGAAAGAUGUCCUGUUACAUUAUGCAGGAUGACAUGCUUUUGCCACACCUCACCACACGGGAGGCCAUGAUGGUUUCAGCCAACCUUAAGCUAAAUGAGAACAUGGAAGUAAAGAAAGAAUUGGUGAAUGAGAUCCUCACUGCUCUAGGCCUGCAGGAGAGUGCACACACUCGUACACACUCUUUAUCUGGAGGUCAACGAAAACGGCUGGCUAUUGCACAGGAGCUGGUCAACAACCCCCCUGUCAUGUUCUUUGAUGAACCAACUAGUGGUCUAGACAGUGCAUCCUGUUACCAGGUGGUUUCUCUAAUGAGGUCACUUGCUCUGGGUGGAAGAACCAUCAUCUGUACUAUUCACCAGCCCAGUGCUAAACUUUUUGAGAUGUUCGACAAGCUGUACAUUCUGAGUCAGGGCCAGUGCAUAUACAAGGGCACAGUCCCAUAUCUCAUCCCCUAUCUGAAGAACCUGGGUCUUCAUUGCCCUACUUACCACAAUCCUGCAGACUUCAUAAUCGAAGUGGCAUCAGGAGAGUAUGGUGAUUUAAAUCCUGUGCUCUUCGAGGCAGUGCAGGGUGGCAUGUGUUCAGAGGGUGAAAAAAAGAACUCUAGUGACAAGAGUGAUCCCACAACCUCCUGUCCAUCACAGUGUAACAACGAGUCAGGACAAAUUGAAAAACAUACCUUUGCCACCAGUACACUCACACAGUUCUGCAUUCUUUUUAAACGAACCUUUAUAACUAUAUGCAGAGACAUGGUGUUGACCCACCUGAGGGUGAUGUCACAUUUGUGUAUCGGAGUUCUGAUCGGUCUGCUGUACCUGAACAUUGGCAAUGAUGCCAGCAAAGUGUUCAACAACACUGGAUUCCUCUUUUUCUCCAUGCUCUUCCUCAUGUUUGCUGCAUUAAUGCCCACUGUCCUUACAUUUCCUCUGGAGAUGUCAGUCUUUAUGAGGGAGCAUCUGAACUACUGGUACAGUUUAAAGGCUUACUACCUAGCAAAGACCAUGGCUGACAUUCCAUUCCAGGUCUUAUGUCCCAUAAUGUACUGUAGUAUAGUGUACUGGAUGACAGAUCAGCCUCCAGAAGCGGGCAGAUAUAUCCUUUUCAUGGCUCUGUCCACCUCCACUGCCCUGGUGGCUCAGUCUCUGGGGCUCCUAAUUGGAGCUGCUUCCACUUCCCUGCAGGUAGCUACAUUUGUAGGACCGGUGACAGCCAUUCCAGUCUUGCUUUUCUCUGGAUUCUUUGUUAACUUUGACACCAUCCCAAAAUACCUACAGUGGAGCUCCUAUCUUUCUUAUGUCAGGUAUGGCUUCGAGGGUGUGAUCCUCUCCAUUUAUGGCUUGAACCGAACAGACUUGGAGUGCCCAGGCAUUGUCUGCAAGUUCCAGAAACCCGAAGAGGUGUUGCAGCUGCUGGACGUAGAAGACGCAAAGCUCUAUGUGGACUUCAUAGUCUUAGGGGUUUUCUUCCUCGUUCUUCGGUUCGCCACUUACCUAGUGCUGCGAUACAAAGUCAAGUCUGAACGUUAGGGCAUGACAUCAGCUUUUACGCUUGUUUUAGUUUGUACAAACCCACAUAUGGCAUUAUGUUUCAGAUAACAAUUAUAUUGUGGAGAUAAAACUGUGCAAUGUUCACCAAAUUCUUUAUUCAAUACAAAUGGAUUUUAUUAUUUUUUUGCAUAAUGAUGGAUUUUUUUUUUUUUAUAUUGCCUCAGUUUCUUUCAAUUAGAUAAUAAUUGAACAGUGCAGGGUCAAUAUUGCCAACAGAUGACUGUGUUUUGUUUUUUUAUGCAUUUUUAUUUAAUUAUUUUUUCCCCAGUCCUAUUUCAUGCAGAGUUCUUGUAUUAAAUACAGUACAACAUGAUGACCAAACACUUAUGUUUAAGAAGGAGCAUGAAGGUUGGUGAAUGAGGUUGGCGCCACAGAGCAGCAUUUGUCUCAGCCGACAAUCUUUUACUUGCCCUAUACAUUAUGGCCUCUCCGAAUAUGAACAGGCUUAAAGAUGAACAAGGCAGUAUAUGAGCAAGUGCCUGUCAAACAACCACAACAAAAAAAAAGAAGGCUCAACCCUCAGUUUGCAAAUUGUACUUUUGGAGUAACUGAUUUCAUAUUACAAUCACAAACAGCAUUGUUCUGCAGUAUGACUGUAUUUUCCUUCGUCUGAAACGAUUUAAUCAGCAUACUGAUCAGCACGUCCUUGUCAUUUCCUUUAUGUUCUUCCUUGGAGAUACAAAGCAGCACAACAUCUACCUGACCCUACUAAUGUACAUCUAAUAAAACAAGGGAGAAUGGAUCUACAUUCUUUAGCUCUAUCGUCAGUAGAUCUAAGGAAGUACAGCAAGUGCUCCUAAUGUGUGCUACCUGAGAAUGGGGUUCCCAGAUGAACACAAAAACAUUUUUGUUCAUCAUGUGAACCAAUGACAUUUCUGAUCUGAGCUUUUCAUUCAAUUUCCAAAAAGUAAAGGAUAGAGAUAUGGUCCUAUGCUUUUUCAUUUUUUGAUGAAUUAUUGAUGGAUUAUUGGACACCGAGUAUGAAAAAUGUGCCUCGCUGCCUACACUGGACAUGAGGCUAAAGAAAUGAUUGUGAAUGGAAAAACUGGAAUACAAUGUAAAGAACUUUUCCUGAAUUAAUGAAAAAAAGAAAGCCACAAUUUUCUUGGAAGAAAUGGAACCGGAAACAAUGCAUUCCUAACCUUUCCUUUACUAUAUGAGUAAAUGAAAAUUCCUAAAUCUACUACGAAACUAUUUGCUCGACUUUCAUAACUGGAGGACAUACUGACUACUCAGUAUCAUUUCUGCCAUCAGCUCUACUGUCAGCUGACCAGACUAUGUUUUAUCAAAAUGCUGGAUGGACAGUCUGUGCCACAUUAUGGCUUAUUGUAUACUGCUUGAUGGACUUCAAAUGCCUAUUUAUGAGCACCUCCCUGUACACUUAAGUGUAACUGCUUACCUUAUUCAGCCUCUUCAAUACUGCAAUGCAAUGCCAAACGUCUUACUUGACGAUGGACACGAUGUGGCGCUUAUUCAUGCUAUGUGUUAUGUCUGCUAAUAUACGUAAUUAUAAUAACCCGAGUGUGUGUGUGUGUGUGUGUGUGUGUAUAUAUAUAUAUAUAUAUAUAUAUAUAU
Messenger RNA from Silurus meridionalis, 5216 nucleotides. It is a transcript of the gene abcg4a, whose product is annotated as ATP-binding cassette, sub-family G (WHITE), member 4a. The transcript is spliced from 17 exons. Gene Ontology annotation, cellular component: plasma membrane. Gene Ontology annotation, molecular function: ABC-type transporter activity; ATP hydrolysis activity; ATP binding. The record is from RefSeq and is a predicted model, not a curated record. Bases 1620 to 3620 code for a protein of 666 amino acids. NCBI's taxonomy places the organism in Eukaryota, Metazoa, Chordata, Actinopteri, Siluriformes, Siluridae.